CGCAUUGUGUGCGCGCUUACUACCAAACAAAGAUGGCGGACAUAGACUCAAGGGUAGACCGGUCGGAUCCGGAAUUGAGAUUCUUGUCAGUGGACAGAAACAGUUUCAACGAUCCGGCUACUCAAGCAGAAUGGACGCAAAAGAAAUUGGUUUGGGUACCUCACGAGACGCAGGGCUUCGUUGCCGCCGGUAUCAAGGGAGAACGCGGCGAUGAGGUCGAAGUGGAAAUCGCGGAAACCGGCAAGCGCGUCCACGUCGCCAAGGACGACAUCCAAAAGAUGAACCCGCCAAAGUUCGAUAAGGUCGAGGAUAUGGCGGAGCUCACGUGCCUCAACGAGGCUUCUGUCCUGCAUAAUCUAAAGGAUCGUUAUUACUCCGGUCUCAUUUACACGUAUUCUGGACUGUUCUGCGUCGUGGUAAAUCCUUAUAAAAGAUUGCCGAUUUAUACGGAAAAGAUAAUGGAAAGGUAUAAGGGUAUAAAAAGACACGAGGUACCACCCCACGUUUUCGCCAUCACUGACACGGCCUACCGUUCGAUGUUACAAGAUCGCGAGGAUCAGUCCAUUUUGUGUACCGGUGAGUCUGGAGCAGGCAAGACCGAGAACACGAAGAAGGUCAUUCAAUAUCUGGCGUAUGUUGCUGCUUCGAAACCCAAGUCCAAUGCGACCCCAAGCCCGGCGUUAAUCAUAGGCGAACUCGAACAACAGCUCCUUCAAGCAAAUCCAAUUUUAGAAGCAUUUGGAAACGCAAAAACUGUGAAAAACGACAACUCGUCUCGUUUCGGCAAAUUUAUUAGGAUAAAUUUCGAUGCCUCCGGUUAUAUCGCAGGUGCAAAUAUCGAGACUUAUCUUUUAGAGAAAUCAAGAGCGAUCAGACAAGCCAAGGAUGAAAGAACUUUCCAUAUAUUUUACCAGUUGCUUGCUGGUGCCUCAUCGGAACAAAAAAAGGAAUUUAUAUUGGAGGACCCUAAACAUUAUCCGUUCUUAUCCAAUGGUAUUCUGCCUGUACCAGGAGUCGAUGAUUCCGCUGAAUUCUUCUCAACAGUGAAAUCGAUGCACAUCAUGGGUAUGACUAACGAAGAUUUCUCAUCGAUCUUCCGCAUUGUUUCUGCAGUGAUGCUAUUCGGUUCCAUGCAAUUCCGUCAAGAACGUAAUUCCGAUCAAGCGACUUUACCUGAUAAUACAGUAGCACAAAAAAUAUCUCAUCUGUUAGGUCUCAGUGUAACAGAAAUGACAAAAGCUUUCUUAAAACCUCGAAUCAAAGUCGGUAGGGACUUUGUAACUAAAGCACAGACAAAGGAACAGGUAGAAUUUGCGGUGGAAGCUAUAUCAAAGGCAUGCUAUGAACGAAUGUUUCGUUGGUUAGUUAACAGGAUCAAUAGAUCUUUGGAUAGAACGAAAAGACAAGGUGCCAGUUUUAUAGGUAUCUUAGAUAUGGCCGGUUUUGAGAUAUUCGAAUUGAAUUCCUUCGAACAGCUAUGCAUUAAUUACACAAAUGAAAAGUUACAACAGUUAUUCAAUCACACCAUGUUCAUUCUCGAACAAGAGGAGUAUCAGCGAGAAGGUAUCGAAUGGAAAUUCAUCGACUUUGGACUCGAUCUUCAACCUACGAUCGAUUUGAUCGACAAACCAAUGGGUAUCAUGGCUUUAUUGGACGAAGAAUGUUGGUUCCCCAAAGCGACUGAUAAAACGUUCGUCGAGAAACUCGUCGGUGCACACAGCGUGCAUCCCAAAUUUAUGAAAACAGAUUUUCGAGGUGUCGCUGACUUUGCUAUUAUACAUUAUGCCGGUAAAGUGGAUUAUUCGGCGGCUAAAUGGCUAAUGAAAAACAUGGAUCCAUUGAACGAGAACGUGGUAAGCCUUUUACAGGCAUCCCAGGAUCCAUUCGUCUGCCAUAUUUGGAAAGACGCUGAAAUCGUAGGCAUGGCGCAACAAGCGCUGACGGAUACACAGUUUGGUGCAAGGACUAGAAAAGGCAUGUUUAGAACGGUAUCUCAACUGUAUAAAGAGCAAUUGGCUAAAUUAAUGUUGACCCUGAAAAAUACCAAUCCGAACUUUGUCAGGUGUAUUAUUCCAAAUCAUGAGAAAAGAGCUGGUAAAAUAGAUGCUCCUUUAGUAUUGGAUCAAUUACGAUGUAACGGUGUGUUAGAGGGAAUACGUAUCUGCAGACAAGGUUUCCCAAAUAGAAUUCCAUUCCAGGAAUUUAGACAGCGUUAUGAGUUACUCACACCGAACGUUAUCCCGAAAGGUUUCAUGGACGGGAAGAAGGCUUGCGAGAAAAUGAUUCAAGCAUUAGAAUUGGAUCCAAACCUUUAUCGAGUUGGUCAAUCAAAGAUAUUCUUCCGUGCCGGUGUUUUGGCUCAUCUCGAAGAAGAAAGAGAUUACAAAAUAACCGAUUUGAUCGUAAACUUCCAAGCAUUCUGUCGUGGUUUCUUGGCACGUCGCAAUUAUCAGAAACGUUUACAACAAUUGAACGCCAUUCGUAUUAUACAAAGGAACUGUGCAGCUUACUUGAAGCUUCGUAAUUGGCAAUGGUGGAGACUUUACACCAAAGUGAAGCCUUUGUUAGAGGUAACAAAACAAGAAGAGAAACUCACCCAAAAGGAAGACGAAUUGAAGCAAGUUCGAGAUAAACUCGAAUCACAAUUACACUCUGCCCAAGAAUAUGAACGUAAGUAUCAACAAGCCAUCGAAGAGAAAACGAUGUUAGCUGAACAGUUGCAAGCUGAGGUAGAACUUUGCGCCGAGGCGGAGGAAAUGCGAGCAAGAUUGGCUGCGCGUAAGCAGGAGUUAGAAGAGAUAUUGCAUGAUUUAGAAGCGCGCAUCGAAGAGGAGGAAGAGAGGAGUGCGGCAUUGACACAAGAGAAGAAAAAAUUGCAAUUGAACAUAAGCGAUUUAGAAGAGCAAUUGGAAGAGGAAGAGGCUGCUAGACAGAAACUACAGCUUGAAAAGGUACAGUGCGAUGCAAAAAUUAAGAAACUCGAAGAAGAUCUUGCACUUUCGGAUGAUACUAAUCAGAAACUGCUCAAGGAGAAAAAAAUUCUCGAGGAACGUGCGAACGAUUUGUCUCAAACUUUGGCGGAAGAAGAAGAGAAAGCAAAACAUUUAUCAAAAUUAAAAGCGAAACACGAAGCAACCAUAGCGGACCUCGAAGAGAGAUUACUUAAGGAUCAUCAACAACGACAGGAAGUAGAUAGAUCGAAGAGAAAAGUGGAAACCGAAGUGUCGGAUUUGAAGGAACAACUUUCCGAAAGAAAAACGCAAGUCGAAGAAUUACAAUUGCAAUUGGGAAAACGCGAAGAGGAACUGAAUCAAGUGAUGGCAAAGAUGGACGAAGAAGGUGCGGCAAAGGCGCAAGCACAAAAAGCGUUAAGAGAAUUGGAAUCGCAAUUAGCCGAAUUACAGGAAGAUUUAGAAGCAGAAAAAGCGGCGCGUAGUAAGGCAGAAAAAUUAAAGCGAGAUUUGAACGAGGAAUUGGAAGCAUUAAAAAAUGAAUUGCUGGAUUCAUUGGAUACUACUGCAGCCCAGCAAGAAUUAAGAAGUAAACGUGAACAAGAAUUAGCUACUUUGAAGAAGAAUCUUGAGGAAGAAACAUCGGUACACGAAGCUACGUUAUCUGAUAUGCGACACAAACAUACGCAAGAGUUAACAGCUUUGAACGAACAAAUGGAUGCCUUAAAGAAAACUAAAGCUGCUUUAGAGAAAGCAAAGGGUUCUCUCGAGGCUGAAAAUGCAGAUUUGGCUACUGAAUUGAGAUCGAUUAGUGCGAGCAGACAAGAAUCUGAUCGUCGUCGUAAACAAGCAGAGCAACAGUUAGCCGAUGUCAGCGCCAAAUUAGGUGAAAUUGAGAGAAACAAACAAGAAUUGGUAGAAAAGGUAACGAAACUUCAGCAAGAGGCUGAAAGCGUUAUGCAACAAUUAGAAGCAGCGGAAUUGAAGGCUUCAGCCGCUUUAAAAGCAUCGGCAACGUGCGAAUCACAAUUCACGGAACUUCAACAACAAUUAGAGGAAGAGACGAGACAGAAACUUGCAUUAAGUUCGAAACUUCGUGCGUUGGAAAGUGAGAAGGAAAGUAUACAUGAACAAUUGGAAGAAGAAGAGGAGGCAAAACGUGGCUUGGAAAAACAAGUUUUGAAUUUGAACGCUCAGCUGGUAGAAGCGAAGAAACGUGCCGAGGAAGAGGCAGAAGCGGCAGCAGCAUUGGAAGAAAGUAGAAAACGUUGCGCAAAAGAUAUCGAGGCACUUCAAAGACAAGUCGAAGAAUUGCAAGCAGCUAAUGACAAGUUAGAUAAAUCGAAGAAGAAGAUACAAGCCGAAUUGGAAGACAGUAUCAUCGAAUUGGAAGUGCAACGAGCCAAGGUGCUAGAAUUAGAAAAGAAACAGAAGAAUUUCGACAAGGUACUUGCAGAAGAGAAGGCCGUGUCGGAACAAUAUGCGGAACAGAGAGACAACGCGGAAAGAGAAGCACGUGAGAAAGAAACUAGAGUCCUUUCAUUAACGAGAGAAUUAGACGAACUUAAUGAGAAGGUCGAAGAAUUGGAAAGAGGACGUCGCGGGCUCCAAUCGGAACUGGAUGAAUUGGUGAAUAAUCAAGGUACAGCUGACAAAAACGUGCAUGAAUUGGAAAAAGCUAAACGUGCUUUGGAAUCGCAAUUGGCUGAACAAAGGUCUCAAGUAGAAGAAUUGGAAGACGAAUUGCAGUUUACUGAAGAUGCAAAAUUAAGAUUGGAAGUAAAUAUGCAAGCUUUACGUGCGCAAUUCGAGAGAGAUCUUCAAGCGAAGGAGGAACAAGCAGAAGAGAAGCGCCGAGGAUUGGUCAAGCAAUUGCGUGAUGUUGAAGCCGAAUUAGAUGACGAAAGAAAGCAACGGGCGGCUGCAAUAGCUCAACGUAAAAAGAUGGAGAGCGAUUACAAGGACAUGGAGCAACAAUUGGAGAUUCAUAACAAAGUGAAAGAGGAUGCGUUGAAACAAUUGAAAAAAUUACAAGUACAAAUAAAGGAUUAUACUAGGGAAAUAGAAGAAUUCAGGGCGGCUAGGGAUGAAUUAGCAGCUGGUGCGAAAGAAUCGGAAAGGAAAGUAAAGAGUCUUGAAGCGGAUUUGAUGCAACUAACGGAAGACUUGGCUAACAGCGAACGCGCUAGACGAGCGGCUGAAAACGAGAGAGAUGAACUUCAAGAGGAAGUUAACAACAAUGCCAAUAAAGGAACUUUAAUGCUCGAUGAGAAGCGUAGACUUGAAGCAAGAAUCGCUACUUUGGAAGAAGAACUGGAAGAGGAACAAUCUAUUUCCGAGGUCGCUGUGGAUCGUGCAAGAAAGGGACAGAUCUCAAUAGAACAAUUGUCGACUGAUUUGGCUACCGAACGAUCUACGACACAGAAACUUGAAUCUCACAGAAUGUUAUUGGAGAGACAAAACAAGGAAUUGAAAGCAAAACUUGCCGAAUUAGAAACUGCUCAACGUGCCAAGACAAAAGCUACAAUACAGCAAUUAGAAUCGAAGAUAAAUAAUUUGGAUGAGCAACUUGAGACGGAAGCAAAGGAAAGGUUUGCUCAACAAAAGAUCAAUCGCAAAUUAGAAAAGAAAUUGAAAGAAAUGACUAUACAAUUAGAAGAUGAGAGGAGAAACGCCGAUCAAUACAAGGAGCAAGUGGAAAAAGUAAAUGCUAGAAUGAAGACACUGAAGAGACAGUUAGAUGAAGCAGAAGAAGAAAUCAGUAGACACAAAGCUAUGAAGCGAAAAGCUCAAAGAGAGAUGGAUGAUAUGCUGGAAUCUCAAGAGGAACUUACACGUGAAGUAGCAAAUCUGAAGAACAAAUUGAGGCGUGGUGGACCUGCUAUAAGUUUGAGCUCUACGAGGCUAAAACGUGGAUCUGUACAAACUGGAGGGUCCGGCGAUGAUUCGACAACGCAAGACGAAAGUAUCGACGGGGAAGAAAAUACUAAUUGAAGUCCUAUAAAUCUUUUAAAAUGUGCAAAAACGAGGAAAACAGCCUGCGUCACGUUACGAAGCGACAACGAUAGCGGAAUUUCUCGAUCUUAUGUAAACAUCGACUAUAUAAAGUCAAUUGAAUUUAGUACAUUCGAUCUAAUAUUCGCUUUCAGUGAUAAAAUUUUACAAGGAGGAUAACGCAUAAAAGUCCUGUUUCUUAAGAGUGCUAUUAAGAGAUAUAUAAAGAUGGAUCUUUGUAUAUUGAUCCUGCGAAUUGGAUAAUAGUUUAUAGGAAGUAAUUAUUUCUUUGUUUGUAUACUACUCUAUUUGUUUUCUUCCUUAUUUUCACUAGAGUUUUAUAUGCUUCCCAUAAAAUGCCAUGAGACGUCGAGUGUAAGAAGAAGAAGAAGAGUCUUUUUUGUUUAAGGAUAUGUAUAUAAUUUUACAACUUAUUAAUUAAUAACUUGACCGCCGAGCGGUAUGAAUGCAAGCAUGAUUUUAAAUUGAUAUGAUGCAGAAGUUGUAAUCAAGAAAAAUAGAAGUCAAUAACAAAGCGGA
This is a messenger RNA of Vespa mandarinia (Asian giant hornet), 6485 nucleotides long. RefSeq names its product myosin heavy chain 10 (gene zip). Gene Ontology annotation, cellular component: cytoplasm; myosin II complex; myosin filament. Gene Ontology annotation, molecular function: ATP binding; microfilament motor activity; actin filament binding. NCBI's taxonomy places the organism in Eukaryota, Metazoa, Arthropoda, Insecta, Hymenoptera, Vespidae. The record is from RefSeq and is a predicted model, not a curated record.